Trichosurus vulpecula (common brushtail) is the source of this 1056-nucleotide messenger RNA. It is a transcript of the gene ST6GALNAC5, whose product is annotated as ST6 N-acetylgalactosaminide alpha-2,6-sialyltransferase 5. Bases 16 to 1056 code for a protein of 346 amino acids. Gene Ontology annotation, molecular function: alpha-N-acetylgalactosaminide alpha-2,6-sialyltransferase activity. Gene Ontology annotation, biological process: ganglioside biosynthetic process; oligosaccharide metabolic process. The record is from RefSeq and is a predicted model, not a curated record. The transcript has 5 exons. Lineage: Eukaryota; Metazoa; Chordata; Mammalia; Diprotodontia; Phalangeridae.
GAGGAGGCGCCCAAAAUGAAGACCUUGAUGCGCCAUGGGCUGGCUGUGUGUCUAGCGCUCACCACCAUGUGUACCAGCUUGUUGCUCAUGUACGGCGGCCUCGGCGGCGGCCAGAAGGAGCCCCCGCAGCAGCGGGAGCAGGAGCAGGAAGUGGCAGGGGCCAGCGGCAAACCCGCAGCUGAGAGCAGCCGGCGCUUGGGGCUGACCGGCAGCAGCAGACAACUGGGGCAGUCUCCGCAGCGCCCAGGAAUUCCUCAGGGUGGGCGGCUCAUGGAUGGAUACAUCAGCGUCCUGGAUCAUAAGUCCCUGAAGAUGCACUGCAAAGACUGCGCCCUGGUUACAAGCUCGGGCCACCUUCUGGGGAGCCACCAGGGAGAACGCAUCGACCAGACGGAGUGUGUGAUCCGCAUGAACGAUGCGCCAACCCGCGGCUACGGCCGGGACGUGGGCAACAAAACGAGCCUCCGAGUCAUCGCCCACUCCAGCAUCCAGAGGAUUCUCCACAAGAGACAAGAACUCUUAAACAUGAGUCAGGGGACCGUGUUCAUCUUCUGGGGGCCCAGCAGCUACAUGCGGAGGGAUGGCAAAGGGCUGGUCUACAACAACCUGCAGCUGAUGAAUCAGGUCCUCCCGCGCUUAAAAGUCUUCAUGAUCACGCGGCACAAGAUGCUACACUUUGACGAGCUCUUCAAACAGGAAACUGGCAAAGACAGGAAGAUCUCCAACACUUGGCUCAGCACUGGCUGGUUCACAAUGACGAUCGCAUUAGAGCUCUGCGACCGAAUAAAUGUCUAUGGCAUGGUGCCCCCCGAUUUCUGCAGAACACGUGUUCCAGGCCAUCACGUACCCAUCCCCCUCUUCUUGACCACAUGCCACCCUGCCAAUGUCCCCUUCCCAUGGAGCAGAGAUGCAGACAAGAAGAGAAUCCCCAACAACCGUGGCCUCCCCUGGCUUCCUGGUCUACCUGAUCCCACUGGUAUUCAGACAGCCCAUGACUACAUGAGCCUCCUUAGCUGGAUCAUGCUGCUGCCUCAGAGCAGGCUCCUGGCCAAAUAA